AUGUCUUUCGUUAUAGAUGAAACAGCUCAGUAUCUUACUCCAGGUGGAUCGGCUAAGAUUGCUGUUCGAAGCAGUCAAGGACUACAGGAUGACAGUGUUUGGAUCAUAACGGCCAGCUUCACUAUCUUCACAAUGACUUCAGGUUUCGGACUUCUAGAGUCAGGUCGGGUCUCGUCGAAGGACGAAGUCAACAUCAUGGUAAAAAAUGUGGUAGACGUUAUAUUUGGAGGGUUGUCUUAUUGGAUGUUCGGUUUCGGUUUCACAUUUGGGCAACAUCCAAACUUCGAAAAUGCAUUUAUUGGAACAGGGGAUUUCUUUUUCGAUCCAGUGACUAGCGAUGAGAAUACGGAAGGAUGGACGUAUGCGUCAUUUAUUUACCAAAUGAGUUUUGCCACUACAACUUCGGCUAUAGUCUCAGCAGGUAUGGCAGAACGAGUACGCUUGAAAGCGUAUAUUAUCAUUUCUUUCGUAAUGACGCUCAUACACUCCAUUCCUGCACAUUGGGUUUGGAGCGAAAAUGGGAUUCUUUUCAAAAUUGGCAUCAUCGACUCGGCUGGAUGUAGCGUAGUGCACCUUGUUGGAGGAAUUUCUGGGAUGAUUGCCACCAUCUACCUUAAGCCAAGGCAGAAACGUUUCGGAAAAAUGGGAAAGAAGAGGAUGAGCAAUCCAACCAAUGCCAUUUUAGUUAAAACAUCAUUCACAGACUAUUCUUCCAAAAGAAUGCUUUUAGGAACGUUCAUGUUGUGGUGGGGCUGGCUUGCCUUCAACACUGGCUCAACCUAUGGUGUUAGCCAUGGGAAAUGGUAUCUUGCUGCAAGGUCAGCUGUUGGUACGAUAAUGGCAUCAACUGGCGGAGGUGUCACAUCAUUGUUAAUUUCAAGAUUUGUUACAAAGAGAAUAGAAAUCGAUAUGCUCAUUGAUGGCAUGCUUGCCUCACUAGUCUCUAGUUCAGCCUGCUGUUCUUGUUUUACGCCUUGGCAAGCAUACAUCGUUGGAUCAUUCGGAGCUGGCUUUGCCUUACUUUCUUAUCCACUACUGGAGUGGGCAGAGGUGGACGAUCCAGUUGGUGUAAUUCCAGUACAUGUGAUAGGAUCUGUAUGGGGUAUGAUCAGUGCGGGUAUUUUUGCCAGAGACGAUCCCUUGAACGCAAAUGGUCUUCUCUUCGGCGGUGGUUUCACACUUAUCGGCAAACAGCUUCUAGGCGUAAUUGUUGUCUCAUUGUGGUCCGCUUUAAUAGGAUUCAUUACCCUUUUCUGUUUGCAACACUCCCGAGUAGGCUUGCGGCUAACGAGGCUUGAGGAAGAGAUCGGAGCUGAUUUGAGAGAGCACGGGCUGAGUGGACAUUGCGUACGAGCGUAUGAGUUUGAGAAAAAACUAACACCCGAGUGA
Molecule: messenger RNA, 1389 nt
Organism: Strongylus vulgaris
Lineage: Eukaryota; Metazoa; Nematoda; Chromadorea; Rhabditida; Strongylidae
Source: the annotation of a GenBank genome assembly